AUGACAGAACACAACGCGGCCCAAGACGACCUCAGCGUCAAGACGCUCUUCUCUUUCAACGACCAAGUCGUGCUCGUUACAGGCGGCGCGACGGGCCUCGGCGAAAUGGCUGCGCAGGCUUUUGUGCAGAAUGGUGCGCAUGUGCUGAUUGCGAGUCGCAAGGAGAGCGAGUUGAAGAAAACCAGCGAGAGGUUGGGGAAAUUGGGUCCUGGGAAGUGUGAAUACAUUGUAGCAGACCUCAAAGACAAAAAGGGCUGUCUCGACCUCUGCGAGCAGGUAAAGUCCCGCGUCGACCGCCUCACGGUGCUCAUCAACAACACGGGAGCGACAUGGGGCGCCGAUUACUACGACUUCCCGGAAAGCGGCUGGGAUAAGCUCAUGUCGCUCAAUGUGAAGAGUAUCUUUUAUACGACGGUUGGGUUGGAGCCUUUGCUUCUCAAGGGGGCUUCGCCGGAUACGCCUUCGAGGGUUAUCAAUAUUGCUAGUAUGGCUGGCAUCACGACCGUUGACGUAACGACCGGUGAGGGAGGAGGUCUCUCAACACCCGGCACAGGAACGUUUUCUUACGGCCCCUCGAAAGCCGCCUGCAUCCACCUAACCAAAAUGCAAGCCUCCAAGCUAGCACCCAAAAACAUCACCGUCAACGUAAUCUGCCCGGGAGUCUUCCCCUCGCGCAUGACGAGCUACGGCCUCUCUACGUUCAAGGACGCGCUGGUAGCUGGGCAGCCCACGGGCAGGAUCGGGAAACCCAGUGAUUUUGGAGGACUGGUGCUGUUCUUGGGGAGCAAGGGGUCCGCGCACAUCACGGGGAAUGCGAUUGAGAUUGAUGGAGGGGCUACGUUGAGUGGGUGGGCUGCGAGGAGUAAGAUGUAG
Molecule: messenger RNA, 873 nt
Organism: Periconia digitata
Lineage: Eukaryota; Fungi; Ascomycota; Dothideomycetes; Pleosporales; Periconiaceae
Source: the annotation of a GenBank genome assembly